Guillardia theta CCMP2712 is the source of this 537-nucleotide messenger RNA. RefSeq lists its product as hypothetical. The transcript has 9 exons. The coding region runs from base 1 to 537 and encodes 178 amino acids. The record is from RefSeq and is a predicted model, not a curated record. Lineage: Eukaryota; Cryptophyceae; Pyrenomonadales; Geminigeraceae.
AUGGAAUGUGACGAGGUGUGUGGCCACUACUCAAUCCUCCUUCCUCACGAGCAUUCUCAUAGGGUCUACGCGAAUUUGACCAACAGCGAUCCUCUCGGAGGCAUACCCAUCGGCUUCCCGUCCCCCGAGGACAAGAGGAUUAUCAUCGGCAAGGCUCAGGUCAAUGACGUCCAGCUCGGUGCCUCCUCAACAGAUCCCAGCAUGCGUGCUGUGGACUUCGUGUGGACUCCAGCAUGGAGCCAGGAGAUGGCAGCGCCCUACAGGUUCUGCUUCGAGGCAUCGGCCUUUGGGUUUCGAGCGGUUCAGUGCUACUCAGCCAUUGUCCAAAAGUGCAGCUACUGCGCGGAAGAGGGAGAUACCAUCCAGAAGCUCGCCAUUGCGCUCGACACCGACUGGCUGCACCUCUACACCCUCAAUCCCGUGGUCAAGAACCCGGACUACCUGCCGAGGGGUCAGCUGAUACACCUCGGUGUCCAGUACGAGGUUCAGCCGCCGUUUCCUCAUUACCGAGAAGCAGUUCCUCACCGUCAACCCUGA